AUGGCCGCCUCAACAACCCCCGAGCAGACGCAGCCCGUCAAACGAAACCCGCCAUACCUCCCCACGCCCCUCGAGCGCAUCGCCCUCGGCAUCUUCCCCGCAAUCCUCGUCUUCGGCACAAUCUUCUCCAUCGUCUCGCCCGACGUCCGCGCCUCCGCAUACGACCACGUCUCGCAGUCGCACCACCAGGACCCCAGCGUCGUCCCGGGCUACUUUGCCCGCAAGAACAACAUCUUCAACGUCGUCUUCGUCAAGCGCGGCUGGGGAUGGAUCACCUUUGCCUUUGUCUUCUCCCUGCUCAUGCAGCCCACCGGCAAGGCGCCGCCCGCGGUCGUCCUGGCGAGGCGGAUCCGCGCCGGGAUCCGGUGGCUGGCGGUUACGGGAUGGUGGUUCUUUGUCACGCAGUGGUUCUUUGGCCCGCCGAUUAUCGAUCGCAGUUUUCGGUGGACCGGCGGCAAAUGCGAGCUGGCGGAGAGAGAGGUUAGCGUGGAAGGAGGAGGUUCUGUCAAGGAGAUGCUGACGGCCGUGGCCUGUAAGGCGGCUGGGGGGAAGUGGAAGGGCGGCCACGACAUCUCGGGACACGUCUUCCUGCUUGUGCUGGGCGCUGUGUUCUUGAUGCAAGAGGUUGGAUGGCCGGCUCUGAGGUUCAGCGGCUGGGUAGCCGAAGAGAGAAGCAUCGUCAUGCCGGAUGGAGCUGUCAAGAGCGCCAGCGUGGAGUCGGAGACGGCGGUCGGAUACGGCGCGGGAGAGCCUGCGUUUAACAUUGGAGGAAAGACGGCCAUUGGCUUCAUCGCAUUGAGUCUGUGGAUGCUGUUGAUGACGGCCAUAUACUUUCACACGUGGUUCGAAAAGUUUACGGGACUCUUCACCGCCAUCAUUGCUAUGUACACCGUCUAUUACGUGCCCAGAUUUGUACCGGCUGUACGAGGAGUGGUUGGUCUGCCGGGAAUAUAG
Molecule: messenger RNA, 954 nt
Organism: Trichoderma reesei QM6a
Lineage: Eukaryota; Fungi; Ascomycota; Sordariomycetes; Hypocreales; Hypocreaceae
Exons: 2
Coding region: 1-954 (317 amino acids)
Biological process (GO): phospholipid biosynthetic process; lipid storage; lipid droplet organization
Cellular component (GO): endoplasmic reticulum membrane
Source: RefSeq, a predicted model, not a curated record